AUGGCAAGGAGACAGACAAGAGGACGUCAGCCAACUAUAAUGAGACAAAUUGAAAAUGUGGAGGAUAAGCUCAUAACAUUCUCCAAGCGCAGAUCUGGUAUCUAUAAAAAGGCAAGUGAGCUUGCAACCCUAUGUGGUUCCGAGGUGGGAGUAGUAACAUUCUCUCCUGCCGGAAAGCCCUAUUCAUUUGCUGAUCAAUCAAUCGGUUCGAUUGCAAACCGGUUCCUCGGCCAAAACCCUCCGCAAAAUGAUGGUGCUGACACCUUAGUUGAGUCAUAUCGUCGAUUGAGGAUUGGUAAGCUCAAUCAACAAUAUGAUGAGCUUGUUAAUCAAGUUGAAGCCGACAAGGCACGAGGUCGACCACCAAGCUCGAUAAAGAUCGUUGACGAAUCAAUAGCACAAAACAAACUCUUCAAUAGAUGGAACCUAGAAGGGAGAAAUCGAAGAAAAGUGGUGAAUGAGUUACCUGCACGAUGGAAACCACCUGAGAAGGGAAAGCUGAAAUACAACGUGGAUGGCUCAUGGUCCGGCGACUCACUUGAGGGAUCCAUAGCCGGAAUCUGCAGGAAUUCCGACGGCGUUGUCAUCGAUGGUUGUGCCGAGAAGACCCGUGCGGAUUCAGCCCUUGCGAUUGAAGCCCUAGCUCUCCAUGCAGUUCUGUCGAGGUUGGAAGAGACACAGAAAUUGAAGACUCCAGUUGAUCUGAGCGCCGAAGUGCAAGUAGUCACGGACAACUCAUCAAUAGCAGAGUACUUAUGA
Molecule: messenger RNA, 759 nt
Organism: Rhodamnia argentea
Lineage: Eukaryota; Viridiplantae; Streptophyta; Magnoliopsida; Myrtales; Myrtaceae
Product: agamous-like MADS-box protein AGL61
Exons: 2
Coding region: 1-759 (252 amino acids)
Biological process (GO): regulation of transcription by RNA polymerase II
Molecular function (GO): DNA-binding transcription factor activity, RNA polymerase II-specific; protein dimerization activity; RNA polymerase II cis-regulatory region sequence-specific DNA binding
Source: RefSeq, a predicted model, not a curated record